Molecule: messenger RNA, 6360 nt
Organism: Miniopterus natalensis
Lineage: Eukaryota; Metazoa; Chordata; Mammalia; Chiroptera; Miniopteridae
Source: RefSeq, a predicted model, not a curated record
UUCCUCUCCUUUCAGGAAUAUAUUAAAGGAAUCUGUGAACCUGAACUAGAAGAAAGAGAAUGGUACCCCAAGGCCAUGCACUGCAUCUUUGUUGGGGCGCAGAGCCUGUUUCUGAAGAGCUUGAUUCAGGACACCUGUGCCGACCUCUGCGUCCUGGACAUCGGCCUGCUGGGCAUCCGGGGCAGCGCAGAGGCUGUGGUCAUGGCCAGGAGUCACGUUCAGCAGUUCGUCAAGCUCUUCGAGAGCCACGAGAGCCUGCCCAACAGCCAGAAGGAAUCAGAGGUGAAAAGGGAAUUCAAACAGUUUGUGGAAGCACGCGCGGACAGCUACACGAUGGACCUGCUCAUUCUGCCCACCUCCCUCAAGAGGGAGCUGCUGGCCCUGACGCUGGGCGAGGACGCCGUGUCGGAGGCCGGCGACCACAGCGUGGAGAUCGGGGACUCCUCGCAGGCGGCGUCCUCUCCGAGCGCUGCUGCGGGCUCCGGGGACGCCGUGGCCCCGCAGGAGGACGCGAGGAGUAACGCCGGGACUCCGGUCUCUGAGCUCACGAAGCAGAUGGACACGGUGUUUUCUAGUUCGCAAGACGUGCUCUUCCUUCCCGUCAAUGGCCUGGCCCCCGAUGAAGGGGCGCUCGGCAAAGGCAGAGCUUGUCACAAACGGAGGUUUUCUGAUUCCGAAGAAAGACACACCAAGAAACAGUUUUCCCUGGAGAACGCUGACGAGGGGGCGCUUUCGCAGGACGGUCGGACACCAGCCGGAGGUGUGGCCAUUGACCUGUCCGACCCGUCCAGCGAUUCCGACGGCUUAAGCCCAGACGGGAAAGACACCACUGAGGAGAUGGAGCACAACAUCCUCGUGAACUUCUUCAAAACCAUGGGCUACUCCCAGGACAUCGUGGAGAAGGUCAUCAGGGAGUAUGGGCCGUCAGCGGAGCCGCUGCUGCUCUUAGAGGAAAUAGAAAAGGAAAAUAAGAGAUCCCAAGAAGACAGAGAGUCUGCACCUGGUACUGUGCAUCCGGAGACCAACAAAACCAAAACUAAAGAUGUUUGUAGCAGCAUAAAUGACCUUACAGUGGAUUCCACUCCAAAGAAAACACAAACCCACACCCAGCAAAAUACGAUAAAAAAGUUUCCUCAGUUACCGUUCAGAGUAGAAUCAAAACCAUGUACCUCAAAUUGCAAAAUGAAUGCUUUCAAGACAGUGCCCGCGGAACCGAAACAGGAGCCCUGGAGUUCGCACCCAGACUACGUGGGGAGCGUGGAUCUUGAAACUGAUGGCCUUGCCCCCUCGGCCGCCCCUCCAAGUCCCAAAGAAGUCGGCUUUGUUUCGAGAGGAGCUGCGAGCCACCAGCCCAGAAUUUCCGCCUUCCCGGAGAACGGCCUGCAGCCCCACGGGGAGCCUGCGCUCCCGCCUCCUCUCAGGUCGGCCUGCGGCGCCCCCCCGCCCAAGCUGCCGCUGCCGGCCGCGGACGCGAGGCCCGCGGGGCUCUCCGACCACGCGGACUGCUCGGUCACGGGGGUGCAGAGGUUCCGGGACACCCUGAAGGUGCCCUACAAGCUGGAGCUGAAGAACGAGCCCGGGAGGACCGAGCUGAAGCACAUCGUCAUCGACGGGAGCAACGUUGCGAUCACCCACGGUCUGAAGAAGUUCUUUUCUUGUCGUGGAAUCGCGAUUGCGGUUGAGUAUUUCUGGAAGCUCGGUAACAGGAACAUCACUGUGUUUGUCCCACAGUGGAGAACGCGGCGCGACCCCAACGUCACAGAACAGCACUUCCUAACCCAACUCCAGGAGCUCGGCAUAUUGUCUCUAACGCCUGCCCGGAUGGUCUUUGGAGAAAGAAUUGCUUCUCACGACGACAGGUUUCUGCUACACUUAGCGGACAAAACUGGUGGCAUAAUUGUAACAAAUGACAACUUCAGAGAAUUUGUGACUGAGUCAGUCUCUUGGAGAGAAAUUAUUACAAAAAGGUUGCUCCAGUACACCUUCGUGGGGGACAUAUUCAUGGUUCCCGAUGACCCUCUGGGAAGAAGUGGACCCCGAUUAGAAGAAUUUCUUCGGAAGGAAGUCUUCCUUAGAGACAUGCAGCCCCUGCUCCCUGCCCUGCCAAACGUGGGCAUGUUUGACCCCAGCUUCAGAGGCCCUGGCGCCCAGGCAGCCAGCACCAGCCACCAGCCUCCGGCCCGUGUUCAGGGCCCCCCACCCAGCCACUGGCUGCCUCAGCAGCCCCACUUUCCGCUCGUGCCCAGCCUCCCCAGCCUCCCUCAGAGCGUGCCCAUGCCGGCGCAGAGGUCCUCCGCAGAGACCAGCGAGCUGAGGGAGGCCCUGCUGAAGAUCUUCCCAGACUCGGAGCAGAGACUGAAAAUCGACCAGAUCCUGGUGGCCCACCCCUACAUGAAAGACCUGAACGCGCUCUCUGCCAUGGUGCUGGACUGAGGUGCCGCGCGCACUCGCCGAUGACCAACGCUGGCCACAUAAUGUGAAGAAGCAGGCCUCCUGGUGGAGACGCUGUUGUCCUGUACAGAAGAAAAACAAACCGAUGUUUUGUGUAUAAAAACCUGGGUUUUCAAAACCAGCUUUUUUCUAUAUAUAAAUUAUGCUGCUAUUACAGAUUUAACAUUUUCUGUCAAAGGAAAGUCUACAUUUUCUGCCUGUUCAGAACUGUUUAAUAGCAGUUACUCUUGAGUGUAUUGACAUUUUUAUGUUUUUUAAACUAUUUUCCUUAAAGCUGAAAAUAUUGACAAAUGGAUAUGAUUAGCCUUUCUAAAUAAUAAUAAUAAAAAAAAGAGCUGCUUUCUUAGGGAAAGCAAGAUCUCUUAAAGUAUAUUUUCUUGAGAUGAUUGUCACGCCCACGAACAUGAAGUAUGUGCACCUCCUCCCCUCCUCCCCCCCUGGAAUUAAAGACCCCAGGAAUUGGCUUUGCUCCUGUGAUGUCUUUCAUUGGAGCCUUUUGUGAGAGUGGCCAGGGGUGCCACUAGAUGGCAUCCCGUGCCUGCCAUUGUUAAUGACAGGGCACAGUGAGGCUGGUGUCAGAGCUCAGAGCUCAUCCAGCAUAGCCCUCCUGCUCCCACCACAGAGAGGGGCCUGGCUCUGCUCGCAAUCUGCCCGGGCCUGUGCGUCCAGCUGUGCAGGGCCGGUGGGGACCAGACUCCUCGGGCAGUGCUCUAGCUCUCGCACCAGGCGUAGGCCUCUGUCCUGACUGAGUCUAGAAGUCACAUCUUAGCCUCUGAAGAUAACAGAGGGAUGUGAGGAAGUGUAGUGAACGGCCCCUUACUGUGGUGAUGUGUCCACAACCAUGGGAGACACCCCAUGUGAACUUUGUGCAGCUUUGCCAAAAAGAUGGUUUCUAUUUUCAGAACAACCCAAGCCAAUAAGUUGCAUUAGCCGCUUCUAUGGGGCACAGAGCCCUGUGUUUAUUUUCCUGUGUUUGUCUCGUUAGUGUCCUCCUAAGCUGCCCUUCCUGUGCGCCUUUCUCGGAAGUGAUAUCUUAGUAUUGUGUUUUCAGUGUUGCCCAAAUUCUGUGUCAGUGAAGUACUUUCCUGGGCAAUUCUUAACAUCUUACUAUUCUCUGGACCUUCAAAGGGCUUCGUACUUUAUGCCUGUUCUCCCCGGGCUGCUCACGGUCUGGUUCCUGUGCGUCCUGUGGACCUUGUCUCUCCCGCCCCGGAAACCCUGCAGAGCACUGGUUUGCCCUCCUGGUGAGGGAACCGUGUCAUUGUUGGUCAGGAGCAGAGCUGGGUGGCUCCCCAGGAUGCUCCCUCCAGGGGUCUGGGCUUCUUCUACCACCUUUUCUCUUGGAUGCCUUCGAGGUUCAUGCUGAUGGGGAACUGGUUGUCAGCUGUUGCUUGGGGCAGGUGCCCAAGUCCUUUGAGGUGUGUCAGGAAGUGACUUUAGGCACAGCAGACGUGUGAGGUCUAGAGCUGUCUCACCCGGGCCUGUGCGUCCAGCUGUGCAGGGCCGGUGGGGACCCCUGACCUUAGGGGUCAAGGUUUGGUCCGACACCCACGCCAAUUCAGUAUUCCUCUUCUGUCUCAGAGAUGGACCCAGGCAGCACCCUCAUUGCCAAGGUGUAGCCCCAGGUCCACCUGGAAGGGGGCAGGGCCUUCCCUGCUGCCUGGUGGAGCUGGUUGGGCUCUAGAAGUGACCUUUGACCUUUGAAUUAGGUAUUGUUUGUGAGCGCUCUGCCCACCCCUUUCUCGGUGUGGGAAGGAAGAACGAGGAAGACCGGGAGGAGGGCAGAGAAGCACUGAUUACUUUUCUUGAUGAAUUAUAACAGGAAACAUGAUUCACUGUCUUUCUGAAAUCCAUCCAGUUUAGUUAAAUUUAAUAUUUAAAACCUCGAUUUUCAAACCAUUAAAAACAGUCAUUACCUGUUCUUAGCUUCCUUUUGACACUCAGCUCAGUGUUGACACUACGUGAAUAUUUCUCGGUGCCCGCCUACUGUGGUGGGCGGCCCGGUCCUGUGCCUCCUUUAGGCUUUCUUGCCCAGUGGCUCUGCAUCCUGUAGUUCGUGGCCUUCCCGUGGAGUCCCGUGGCCUUCCUGGGGGCGGGGAUAGGGUGCCAUCCUCCCAUAGAUGGUUGUCUGCUGCUCAGAGGUUGUCGGGUCCAAGGAUGCGUAGGUGGUGGUGCUGAUUCGCUCCCGGCUGCAUUCUGUCCCAAGCCCCAGGCUUUCUCCUCUGGGAAGAGACUUGUUUGGCUUUGUGCCAAGUAGCCUGUGUUUGAGAUCCUGGAGACUGUCGGCUAGAAAAGCAGUGAGAAGGCAUCUCAGCUGUCCUGGAUGGCCGGUCUGCGUCUGGCAGGCUUGACCUUGUCUUGGCUGUGUCACCAGGGACUCGGCUGAUGCUACCUUUGGUGUCAGUGAGAGGAGGAAGGACAUCUGUCUUGCUCAGGCUUGUGGCCCCUGUUGCACCUGGAAACAUAUACUCUCCAGGAUGCUCUUAGCACCCCAGGCGCCAGUUCCCCUGCCUCUCCCCUGGAUCCCAGCCUGCCUCCCACACACGUCUGAGACAAGGCCUGCCUUUGGGGAGCUCUCACCUGUGUCCUCACCUGUGCUACCUCCCUUCUGUAUUUUGCUCCUCUCAUCUCCAAACUGGUCAUUACCUACCUCCUCACACUUUACAUAUUUCAGAUGCUUUCGAUUAAAAUAAAAUAACCUGAUUUCCUUUAAGAAUCAUCUUUGUUAAUUGCCACUUUCCCAUUCAUUUCUCGGCUUGCAGAUUUGGCCUCCACUAUCGGAGAAUCCUCCACACCCCUCACUGCCAGGGCCGCCUUUUCUCAGACUCUGUCCCGCAAUGGCCAUGACGGUCGACACGCCGGCCUUUCCCUGUGAGCUGAGGUUCCCUCCCCCCUCGCCGCUCUUCAUUCCUUUUCCUUCCUUUCCCCCAAGGCCAGUCCUCAACACCUUCCUCUUCCUGACAGGUGGUUCUCAAACUUUGGACCAGCUGCAGACUCAUGGUAGGGAAGGCGGCGCUCACUCAAAGUGCAGAUCCCGGGGCGCUGUCCCCAGAGAUGCUCAUUCUUGGCUCCAGAGGAAAGCCUGGAGACCUGUACCUUCCCAGGCUCCCUAUGGCUCCUUGCAGGUGGUCCACGGACACAUUCUGAGAAACUUGCACUGUCACCCUUAGGACUCACGGCUCUUCCCGAACUCCAGCUGCCCCCUCUUUGCCCUUCAGGAGUGUUUCAACUCUCCCUGGAGUCCUGGGGCAUCCUCAGACUCACCCCCAGGCCCUCUGCCUGCAUCUGCCUCACUGUCCUCCUCUCCCCUCCUCCCCUGCUCUCAGGUCCCCUCACCCACCCCCACCCCCAGGUAUCCUCGCCCACCCUGGCCCCUUUCUUGCCUGUGACCACAGUGCUGCUCUGCUCCCUGCCCAGUGGUCUUCAGUGGCUGAGACCAGAGCACCCUGCUCGGACACCCCGAGCUUGGUCUCCUUGGCUGUCCACCUCGGUGCCCACUUGUUUGCCCCCUUUGUACAGCCCACCCCCACUCCCUGCAGCCGCACACACUCCCUCGGUCACCUGUGGGCUCCUGCCUCCGUGCAUACCUCCUCUCUGCUGGAAAUGCCCCUUCUCCCAAAUGCUUCUCCUUCACAGGCCUGGCCCUGAGCCCACUUUGUACCCUGCCGUGUGCUGCUGAGCGGAAGCAGCCCGUGGUGUCUUGGGACCCUGCCGCACUGUCUUGCUUCCGGCACUGGCCGCGUGGGCUGGUGUCACUGCUGCCGAUCGCCGAUCGUGUACCGUGUCUUACCUCCCUCUCUAGACUGUGAGCUCCUCGCGGGCAGGGACCUCUGUGUUCACUUUGUAUUCCCACGGCACCUAGCACAGUGCCUUGCACUUAGGUGCUUAAUAAACGUCUGCUCAACUGAA